Messenger RNA from Gracilinanus agilis (Agile Gracile Mouse Opossum), 1546 nucleotides. RefSeq names its product tetraspanin 3 (gene TSPAN3). Gene Ontology annotation, cellular component: membrane. The transcript is spliced from 7 exons. The coding region runs from base 80 to 841 and encodes 253 amino acids. Gene Ontology annotation, biological process: protein maturation; regulation of vascular endothelial growth factor signaling pathway; protein localization to plasma membrane. Lineage: Eukaryota; Metazoa; Chordata; Mammalia; Didelphimorphia; Didelphidae. The record is from RefSeq and is a predicted model, not a curated record.
GCCAUUGCCCUUGCACGGAGCGAAGCGGAGCGCAGCGACCGGGACCGACGCCGCAGUCGCAGCCGCAGCCGCAGCCGCCAUGGGCCAGUGCGGCAUCACCUCCUCCAAAACCGUACUGGUCUUCCUCAACCUCAUCUUCUGGGCUGCAGCAGGCAUCCUGUGCUACGUGGGAGCCUACGUCUUCAUCACUUAUGAUGACUACGACCAUUUCUUUGAAGACGUGUACACACUCAUCCCUGCAGUGGUGAUCAUAGCUGUGGGAACCCUUCUUUUCAUCAUUGGGCUAAUCGGAUGCUGCGCAACCAUUCGAGAAAGCCGCUGUGGACUCGCCACAUUUGUGAUCAUCCUGCUGUUGGUUUUUAUUACAGAAGUUGUUGUAGUGGUUUUGGGAUAUGUUUACAGAGCAAAGGUGGAAAGUGAGGUGGAUCGUCGCAUCCAGAAGGUGUACAAGACCUAUAAUGGAACCUCUCCGGAUGCUGCCAGUCGGGCCAUUGACUACGUACAAAGACAGCUUCACUGUUGUGGGAUUCGCAAUUACUCAGACUGGGAGAAUACAGACUGGUUCAAAGAAACAAAAAAUCAGAGCGUCCCUCUCAGCUGCUGCAAGACAUCUGCCAGCACCUGCAACGGCAGCCUGGCCCACCCUGCAGACCUUUACUCGGAGGGUUGUGAAGCCUUAGUUGUGAAGAAGCUCCAGGAUAUCAUGAUGUAUGUUAUUUGGGCCGCGUUGACUUUCGCUGCUAUUCAGCUCCUGGGCAUGCUGUGUGCCUGCAUCGUGUUGUGCCGGAGGAGUCGAGAUCCGGCCUACGAGCUUCUCAUCACGGGAGGCACCUACGCCUAGACGAGCUCUUCAGUCGUGUUUGCCUGCCCGCGAGGCGGAUCGAGCGCGGCUCCUGCAGGCACUUUCCUGUCUCUGUAGACUUAGCUAAUGCUCACCUUGCACAAGAGAAACAGCUCCAAUGGACACUGGUGACGGGCCCAGAAUCGAGGCUGCCCACGACCCCGCCAGCCCCCGAAACCGUCCCCUGCGAAGCUCCGUGUGUUUUUUUAACGAGGUUAGGAAACGUUCUGACGGCAGAAUCGUCUGCCGGCUGGGAAGUUUGCUCGGCUCUCAAGCGCCUCCGGACAGGCCGCCAUCUUCGAGGGCUUCGCUCGGUGGGCUCGUGCCGAGGAGGACAAGCUAGCCGCCUGCCCGAGGGGACCAGAGGGUCGCCCUUCACCAGUGUCCACUUUUAAACCUGUAUAUUGUAGUCCAGUCUGGUUGGAAUUGUACAAAAUGACUCAAACUAGAAUCCUCCGGCAUCUAUCUUAGUUCUCCAUUUGAAGGCAUCUUCCAAACGUUAGUGUUUUUAAACAAAAUCUGGCUUUUCAGGAGUCUAAUGUAUGCACUACUGUUCUAUAAUGCUACGUGCGUGUGGUUUUUUAUGAGUGUAGCUCUUAAAUUUGGAAAUAAUGUACCCGUGUAGACUAGCAAGACACUACGUAAAAGUGAUCUCCGUUGUAAAUAGUCAAUCCCAUUAAAUAAAGGCUGUGUAUCCUCCCUCCA